Molecule: messenger RNA, 3264 nt
Organism: Lineus longissimus
Lineage: Eukaryota; Metazoa; Nemertea; Pilidiophora; Heteronemertea; Lineidae
Exons: 1
Coding region: 1-3264 (1087 amino acids)
Biological process (GO): telomere maintenance; DNA repair
Molecular function (GO): DNA helicase activity
Source: RefSeq, a predicted model, not a curated record
AUGCCAGCACACGGGAAACGAAAAUCAUCCCUGGAUCGAAAGAGCCCCGCUGCCAAACGAUCACAAACAACUCGAAAUACAUCAGAAAAUGCAAGUCGUCGUACACUGGAACCAGCCCCAACAUCUGCUCCACCAGCAUAUUCGUACAAUGAGGACAGCUUCGUUCAUUCCACAGUUAUAGGUCCCAUGAACAUUCAGUGCAGACAUUGCAAAGCCGUAAAAUUCAAAGGAGAGACACCAGGAUUCUGUUGCAAUAAUGGCAAGCUAAAAUUGCCUGAACAUCCAACUCCUCCCCCAUACUUGAACUCGCUCAUAUCCAAUGCAAAUGCAGAUUCAACGCAUUUCCUACAAAACAUCCGUUCAUACAACUCUGCCUUUCAAAUGACGUCCUUCGGAUGCAACCGAUUUCUCCUUCCAGGUUGGAAUCCAACCUAUACUAUCCAAGGUCAAGUAUGCCAUCGCAUCGGUGAUUUGUACCCAGAUGCCACUGCACAGCCACAGUUCCUCCAAAUAUACUUCGUCCAAAACCUAUCACACGAACUCAAACACCGUCAGAGCAUUACUGGCAAUGGAAACUUAAGAACUCACCUCAUCAAUGGGCUCAAUUCACUCCUACAUGCACAGAAUAAAUACAUCCGACAGUUGAAAAGUGCAGUUGAAUACCUCUCUCUCCAGGAGUCACAAGACCUACGAGUUGUAAUUCAUGAAGACAAAACACCUCAGAAGGAACAUCCACGUCGAUACAAUGCACCAUCCGGGGACGAUGUCGGUAUCCUAAUGCCUAAUGAACCUACAGCCACAAGAGACAUCAUACUGCACCAACGUUCAGGACAUUUGCAGCAUAUCUCAGAACUACACAGAGCGUAUGAUGCGCUACAAUACCCAAUUCUAUUCCCUUACGGCACAGACGGCUACAGCAUCUAUUUAAAAUCUGAAACAAACAAGAAAGUGACUCAAAUGCAAUACUAUGCAUACCAUCUCCAGUGCCGGCCAAAUAACUACAUCAUUCAUUGUAGACACCUCUUCCAACAAUUCCUGGUAGAUGUGUAUUGCAAAAUUGAAACUGAACGCUUACUAUACCUCCGCCGAGAACAACGAUCACUUCGAGCUGAUUCCUAUCACAAUCUACGUGACUCCAUCUUGAGCAAUGAUGCUGAUCCACGCAACGUUGGUCAGCGUUUCAUACUACCAUCCUCAUAUACAGCUGGUCCACGUUACAUGCACGAGAGACAACAGGAUGCGAUCAGUUACGUCCGCCUUUUCGGCCGACCAAGCUUAUUCAUCACCACAACAACCAAUCCAAAAUGGCCUGAAAUAUUGAGCAACCUCUUCCCUCAUGAAGCCGCAACAGACCGACCAGAUGUCGUCGUCAGAGUCUUCAACCAGAAGUUGAAGGUGCUGAUGAAGUUGUUGAAACAAGGUGCCUUUGGAGAUGUACAAGCAUGGCUGUAUUCUGUAGAAUUUCAGAAACGCGGGCUGCCUCACGCACAUCUCCUUAUCUGGCUAACCCCUGCCAGUAAAAUCACGCCUGACGUCAUUGAUUCUGUCAUAUCUGCUGAAAUUCCUGAUUCCAUUCAAGACAAACAGCUGCACGAAAUUGUCAAAGCCAACAUGGUGCAUGGCCCGUGUGGGCCGUUGAACCCAAAAAGCCCAUGCAUAAAGGAAGGCAAAUGUACAAAAGACUUCCCAAAGAGCUUCAGGCAAGCAACAGAACAGGGUAAAGAUGGCUACCCAAAAUAUCGUCGACGAAUGCCUGAAGAUGGUGGCAACACUCUGACAAUUCGACGACAGCAACAAAGUCAAGCGUACGAAAUCGAAAUUGACAAUCGCUGGAUUGUACCAUUCAACCCCUGGCUGCUGAGGCAAAUGAACUGCCACACCAAUGUAGAAAUUUGCUCCUCUAUCAAGAGCAUCAAGUAUGUUCUGAAGUAUGUGAAUAAGGGUUCAGACCAGGCCAUUUUUAGUAUACAGAACAACGACAGGGAUGAAAUAAAAAAGUACCAAGAUGCCAGAUAUGUCAGCAGUAUGGAGGCAGCCCACCGCAUCUUAGGCUACCCAAUGCAUGAACACUUCCCGCCAGUCAUGCAACUCGCCAUACACCUCGAAAAUGGACAACGUGUGUACUUCGACGCCAACAAUGCCUUACAACAUGCACUAAGUGCACCACCCAAAACCACACUAACUGAGUUCUUCGUCCUUUGCAAAACUGAUCCGUUUGCAGCUACACUUCUUUAUGUUGAGACUCCACAAUACUACACUUGGAACAGCCAAAUGAAGCAGUGGAACCGCCGUAAGCGAGGUGCAGUGCAUCCACAAUACCCUGGUGUUUUCAAAAGCAAAUGCAUCGGCUGUGUAUACACUAUAAAUCCUAAGCAAAUGGAAUGCUUCUACCUCCGCAUACUUCUACACCAUGUACGUGGACCUACAUCAUACGCCACCCUUCUCACAGUCAAUGGCACAACAUAUGCUUCAUAUCGCAACGCCUGCCUAGCCCAUGGACUAAUAGAGGAUGACUUGCAUCUCCAGCGAGCAUUACAAGAAGCAUGUGAAAGCCAAAGCCCGUCACAACUUCGACAGUUAUUCACUGUCAUCCUGGUAAACUGUGAACCUGGAAACCCUCUAUCACUAUGGCAGCAAUUCCGCGACCAACUAGCUGAAGACUUCAUCCAUAAAACUGGGGACCAAGAAGACAGCCACAAUCAGUGCCUUCAGGAGAUAGAGAAACAACUACUCUCAAUGCCAGGCAGCACAACCCUGGACAAGUAUGGAUUACCCAUCCCAAGCGUCCAACACAAUGACCACACUGUUGAAUACAGACGCUACACAAAUUACCCCGUAGAAGACCAAAACCAAUAUGUGGCGCUCCAUCAACCCACAUUGACAGACGAACAACAGAACAUCUACAACAGAUUAGUCAACAAAGUAGACACUGCUGAACCAGGACUCAUCUUCCUCGAUGCGCCAGGAGGCACAGGCAAAACGUAUCUUCUGAAACUAUUGCUAGCCAAAGUACGGUCUUCUGGUCAAGUCGCAAUUGCAACAGCAUCAAGUGGCAUUGCAGCCACCCUACUUCCAGGAGGGAGGACUCUUCAUGCCAUGUUCAAAGUGCCUCUGGAUGUCCAAAACCGAGACAUGCCCACAUGGCGCAUAGAACUGUUUAUGAAGCUAUCGACCGAACGAUCAAAGACAUUACUGGGAACCAGGAACCAUUUGGAGGUAUCCCCACUAUCUUAUGUGGAGACUUCCGCCAAAUACUCCCUGUAG